ACGUCUAACGUCUUAAAGCCAAAUGAGUUUAACUGAUCUAGAUUCGUCUGUUUGCAGCCUGCAGGCAGCAGCUGAGCAGAUGUUUCAUUUUCCACAUAAUGACCUAAUAAUCAUGUACGUGCGAGUCCACAGUGAGCUCACCGGGAUUUAAGGACACGAGUUUGGAUCCGUCGUGUUAUCCGAGAGGAGCCGAGGAGCUCCGAGGAGCUCCGAGGAGCUCCGGGGAGCGUCAAUAGGAGCUCCAGCUCCUCCUCAGCAUCCACCCCGCGGACCGGGGAAGCUCUGCAGGACGAGCCGGAUCCCGGAGCGGAGAGCGGUGGACCAUGCCGUUGGUGAAGCGGCUCAUCGAGCCCCGGCAUCUGUGCCGCGGCGCUCUGCCUGACGGAGUCAUCAGUGAACUCGAGUGCGUCACCAACAGCACGCUAGCUGCUGUCAUCAAACAGCUGGGAGGCCUCAGUCGUCAUGCAGAGGACAUCUUCACUGAGCUCUUCACUGAGGCCAACACCUUCUACCUGAGGAUGAGCAGCCUGCAGGAGAGGGUGGACCUUCUGGCUGUGAAGGUCACUCAGCUGGACUCCACGGUGGAGGAAGUGUCUCUGCAGGACAUCAACAUGAGGAAGGCUUUCCGAAGCAGUACCAUCCAGAACCAGCAGGUGGUAUCACGGGCCUCCAUCCUCAACCCGGUUCUGGAGAUGUACCAACGCUGUGACAAACCACCCCCCCUCAACAUUCUGACUCUUUAUAGGGACGAUAAGAAGGACGGUAUGAAGUUCUACACCGACCCGUCUUACUUUUUCAGCCUGUGGAGGGAGAAGAUGCUUCAGGCCACCGAGAACAAACGAAAGGCGAAGAGAAGACAGAAGGAACAGAAACACGUGGAGGAGUCUUCAGGAAGGGAGGUGAAGAAGGUCCGUAAAGCCCGUAACAGACGCCAGGAGUGGAACCUGAUGGCGUACGACAAGGAGCUCCGCCCCGAUGCUCGGAUGUCCCCGUCACCCAUCCACACCUCUGACGGCUCCAUGUCACCAGAGAGGUCAGACGACUUGUCCUUUCACACCAGUCCCCACCCCCACGAGGCCCAGGGGCAUGAUGGGAAGGAGUAUGUGGCGGUGGCGAGCAGUCAGACCCAGUCAUUGGACCGCGCCCUCCGACCCGCCUCUGCGUCAUCUGUGGUCGCCGCAGCAACCGCCCGCCAGCACUCGCUGGGCCGCAACCAGCCGCAUCAUCUGCCCCACCCCCCACCGCUCACUGGCUUGGCUAGUCAGAAUGGAGCACAGACCAAGGAGGCCAAUGACCAUCAGAUCCCUCCAGCUCCCCCACCCCCUCCUCCCCUCAUGCCGUCAGCAGGACAAAUGUCGUUCCCCAACAGCUCCGCUCACACAGCUGCCAUGGCAACCCCGCUGCAGCCUGCUGCUGCUGGUAACCAAGGUGGCGCUGGGGCAGUCUCUCGCCCCUACAACCUCUCCCCUCCACCGCCCCCCCCAGCCAACUACAACCCCUCCCCCUUUCGCCCGGGAGGCCUGCCACCCCCCCUCGCCACCGUACCACUGACAGCCGACAGUAGGAAGCCUCUCAUCGUGCCGCUGAACGAUGCCCGCAGCGACCUGCUAGCCGCCAUACGCAGAGGCAUCCAGCUGAGGAAGGUUCAGGAGCAGCGUGAGCAGGAGGAGGCCAAGAAACGAGAGCCCACAGGAAACGACGUGGCCACCAUCCUGUCGCGGCGCAUCGCCGUGGAGUACAGUGAAUCCGAAGAUGAGUCAGAACCUGAGGACCAGGAGUGGUCCGACUGAGGAGGUUUUAACCUGCCGGUCCAGGAGUAUUUAACACACACAAAUGAUAUAUAUGUUAUGUAGGUAGAACCGCAUAGUCACAGUUCUACAAUCUCCAGGUUUUAAUGACUCUUCUAUUCAGGACAAUGAAGAUCAAAGGUCACAUGUUGCUGCUUUUACAAUGGUUUGUUACGAGUAGAUGUUUUAUCGUUGUAAUAUUUUCUUUUGUAUUUUAUAGUCAUGUUCAGUUAUUGAUUAUAGAUGAUUAUUGUUGUCCCUGUGAACCUUGACGUGACCGCAACAUGAGUCCCUUGUCGUUAUGGUACCAAAGGACAUGUUAAUUGUUUGUGUGUGACACCACAGCUCAUCUAUAAAAACAGGAAGCAGUAGCAUUCAUUAAAUUCACAGCUAAUCUGUGAUUGGUUGUAGAGAUGUAUUGAUUUAUUAACUCAUGAUCUGUGCGUUCUGAUGUGAUUUUGCAUGUUGGUGGAAAAGAGUAAAUAAAGUAAAAUCUGAAGGAACUUUGA
Gasterosteus aculeatus aculeatus (three-spined stickleback) is the source of this 2296-nucleotide messenger RNA. Its product is annotated as actin-binding protein WASF3. Gene Ontology annotation, cellular component: SCAR complex; cytoskeleton. Lineage: Eukaryota; Metazoa; Chordata; Actinopteri; Perciformes; Gasterosteidae. Gene Ontology annotation, molecular function: actin binding; Arp2/3 complex binding; protein kinase A regulatory subunit binding. Gene Ontology annotation, biological process: actin cytoskeleton organization; positive regulation of Arp2/3 complex-mediated actin nucleation. The record is from RefSeq and is a predicted model, not a curated record.